Messenger RNA from Drosophila arizonae, 1098 nucleotides. Its product is annotated as venom protease-like. The record is from RefSeq and is a predicted model, not a curated record. Gene Ontology annotation, molecular function: serine-type endopeptidase activity. NCBI's taxonomy places the organism in Eukaryota, Metazoa, Arthropoda, Insecta, Diptera, Drosophilidae. Gene Ontology annotation, biological process: proteolysis.
ACUCGCAGUUGUUUGUGCGCCCAGCUCGACGUCGGUUGUGAUUAGCGGCUGGGCGUUAAUGAUGGGGAUUUCAAAUUGUUUAAAUAGCGUCAUUCCAUGGAGUCCAAUAUGCCUGUUGAUGCUACUGCUGCUCAGCUGCAACUUUUCGGAGCGACUGAUAGCUGCUCAAGAUGCAGAGAUAGUCAGCUCUUGUUCUCUGUACAAGAAGAGCGUCUUUGACCAGCAGGAUGGCUACAGUUUUCUGUUCCCAAAUGCGCCGAUCUCCUAUAAGACCUUGGACACGUGCCACAGCUACACGCCGCUGAUAGUCGACGGAACACCUGCCGAUCCCAAGGAAUUUCCUCAUAUGGCGCGCUUGGGCAAUCGCGAUGACAACAAUGUUACCAAUUGGUUCUGUGGCGGCACCUUGAUAAGCAAUCGGUUGGUGCUCACUGCAGCCCAUUGUCUCUAUUCGGAAAGCGGCGCUAUCAAUGUGGUGCGCCUGGGUGAGCUGGACUUUGAUAGCGAGCAGGAUGAUGCGCAGCCCGAGGACUUUGGCGUGCGGAACACCACAGAGCAUCCCGACUUCAAGUACCCAGUGCUGUACAAUGACAUAGCGCUGGUCGAACUGGAUCGUGGUGUGCGUUUCAGUGUUUACAAGCAUCCCGCUUGCCUGCCCUUCAAUGAUGGCGAUCGCUAUGAGAGCUUCAUUGCCGCCGGCUGGGGUCAGACCACAUUUGCCGGUGAGCCCUCGAGCAAGCUGAGAAAAGUGAAGCUCAAUGGCUUCCGCAACAACUGCCUGGCGGCCGACGAUGUCGAGGAGCUGCCCAGCGGCUACAAUGCGACGACACAAUUAUGCGUUGGUUCCGCUCGCUCCAAGGACACGUGCAACGGUGACUCGGGCGGUCCGCUGUUGGUCUAUCAUGAGGAAUAUCCGUGCAUGUACCAUGUCAUGGGCAUCACCUCGUUGGGCAUUGGCUGCGGCACACCCAAUGUGCCGAGUCUGUAUACGCGGGUGCAUAGUUACUUGGAUUGGAUCAAGCAGGAGAUGGCGAAUAUUUCAUGAGAGAGCCGGGAUUUCUGAGAACCUUAUUAAUUAAUAAUUUGAAUAAUUAAUGU